Molecule: messenger RNA, 4607 nt
Organism: Brienomyrus brachyistius
Lineage: Eukaryota; Metazoa; Chordata; Actinopteri; Osteoglossiformes; Mormyridae
Product: arfaptin-2-like
Exons: 9
Coding region: 250-1368 (372 amino acids)
Biological process (GO): intracellular protein transport; regulation of Arp2/3 complex-mediated actin nucleation
Cellular component (GO): trans-Golgi network membrane
Molecular function (GO): phospholipid binding; protein domain specific binding
Source: RefSeq, a predicted model, not a curated record
UCCGCUCAACGUUGCGUCUUGGAUGGGGGGAGGAGGAGGAGAGCAGAUACUAGCAGAGGUGCUCGGGAGGGCAGUAAUCCAGUCAUGUGAACGUCAGGCAGAAAUAAAACGACUUAUUGUCAUUCCACGUCACCUUCUCCCUUGCUGGAAACGUCAUUGGAAUACGCCAGAUAAGAAGCUUUACCGGAGGUGUCAGACUUUCCUUGUAUACAGCGUCCCCAUCUGCGUGACCGAGUGAGGAAGCCCACCAUGACGGACAGCAUUAUGAGUAAAGCAGCCACUAUGGAGAUUCCCAUCAACAGCAAUGGGGAUACUGGGAGCCUGCCUGAGGAUGCUAGCCUGGAGCGGGACCUCCAGCAGGUGAUGGUGUCGGGGCCCAAUCUCAAUGAGACCAGCAUCGUGUCGGGGGGGUACGGCGGGACGGCUGACGCCAUCAUACCCACCAGUACUAUUAAAGAUCUGCGUAUGAAGGCCAGGGGGGUACACAUGCCCUCCAGCCAGUCUGCAGCCAGUCGGCUUGCCUUCCAGGCAGAGUGUUCAGGGCAUGGCUUACACCCCAGCGGCAGCAGCCCCUGCAUGAUGGCAGAGGAGGCCCCACGUGGGGUGGCUGUGGAGAAGUUCGACAUCAUGAAGAGAUGGGGCAUCAACACGUACAAGUGCACCCGACAGAUGAUCUCGGAGCGGUUUGGUCGGGGCCAGCGCACGGUGGACCUGGAGCUGGAGGCCCAGAUCGACGUGCUGCGCGACACGCGUCAAAAAUACGAGCAGGUGCUGCGGCUGGCGCGGGAGCUGAGCGCGCACCUCUACAGCUUGCUGCAGACGCAGCACGCCCUGGGCGACACCUUUGCCGACCUCAGCCAGAAGUCCCCCGAGCUGCAGGACGAGUUUGGCUACAACGCGGAGACGCAGAGGCUGCUGUGCAAAAAUGGGGAGAUCUUGCUGGGCGCAAUCAACUUCUUCAUUUCCGGAAUCAACACCUUGGUCAACAAGACCAUGGAGGACACCCUCAUGACCAUCAAGAUGUAUGAGAACGCAAGGCUGGAGUUUGAUGCCUACCGCGCGGACCUGGAGGAGCUGAACGCAGGCCCCCGGGACGCCGUGGCGCUGGCCCGCAUGGAAACAGCGCAGCAACAAUUCCAGCUCCAAAGGGAGAAGUAUGAGAGGCUCCGGAGCGACGUCACCAUCAAGCUGAAGUUCCUGGAAGAGAACAAGGUGAAAGUGAUGCACAAACAGCUGGUCCUCUUCCAUAAUGCCAUCUCGGCCUACUUCGCCGGCAACCAGCAGCAGCUGGAACAGACCCUGAAGCAGUUCAACGUGAAGCUGCAGCCGGCGGGGGCAGGAAGGCCCUCCUGGCUGGAGGAGCAGUGACAGGCCAGCAGUGGGGGCAGGGGGGAGGUCCCGCGAAGGACCAGACAGGCCAAGGGACGUGCACGCAAACCUGCGAGUGGAGGGCGGGUGGGCACAGGAGAGAACCGCGUGCAGCAGGACCAGGAGCAGCAGAAGGGGAAGGCCGUCGUCAUGGAGACACUUGAAGAGGGCGGGGCUCAUUGUUUUAAUCAUUAUUUCUUACACCUUUUACAGACAUGCUCCAGAACAUUUUCUACAUUUACCAUUCUGUAGUCAAAAAAAAGAACACUUAGAGAGCAUAACAUGUUAGACCGGUAAGGAAUCCCAUGUCCCUACAACAUUUCUCACAGACAUUAUUAUUUAUUUUUUAUUUGGUUGUCUAUAGACAGUCAUAACAGGAAUAAAGAUAUGAUUACUGGCAUGAUAUAAAUACGAACGUUGAUCCUGUCUCAUGGAAGACUGCUCUGAUUCACCAUGUCAAAGGUAUGAAAACAGAAGCGAUACCAGUGCACAUCACUGAAACCAAGAAACACUAUACAUUUUAUUAAUGACUAUUUCUUCUGUUUAGUUGAUUUGACCUGGUAAGUUGUACAGGGAAAAGGAAGUGUGUGCUUUUCCACUUGACAGCUAGUGAUGUUCUAUUUAUGUUUCAGUAUUUGAAUCCAAGUGCUAUUUUAUUGGUCAGAAAUUAGUAUGUGGUCAAAGUCCUAGUUUUUGAUUGGUCAUCACUGGUUAAUCAGUCCAGUUCUAGAUAUAUUUUUAAGAAACCAAAUGCGUUGCUAUUUCAGGUUAAUGGUUUCACAGAAAAUGAAUUGUUUCCAGCAUAGAUAGAUGAUGACAGAACAUGUGUUUUGUCGGAGUCCCGCAGCAGAUGAAUCGACCAUUUGGUGUCUUCUGGACAUGUUUUGAUUGUGACAUCUGCUAUUUGCGAUGAAGAAACUUUACUCCGGUACAUAGCGACACACACUUAAGCACAGUGAACUUCAUCUGAAGCUUCAGCCUGUUGCUAUGGACGUGUGUACCGGGUUCAUCGAAAGGGAACGAAUAUCAGCAAAGAUUGACCACGGUCCAAAGAUCAGGAACUAGUAGCACCUGUAGAAUUUCACUGUCCAUUUGCAUGAAGACGUACUUUUUUCAAUGGUGAAAAUUGAUUUUAAAAAAUCAAGUAAUGGGCAGCAGACCGGACUUUCCUUUGUGAAGAUGAUCUGCCUUGUGUGAUUGCAUUUUGAAGAGUCUAGACUGUGUCUAGUAACCUUUUUUGCACAAAUAAAAGUAGAAACGUGCACCCUUAUCGAAAACAUUGAUAUUUGUAACGUGAUUUUUUUUGCCUUUGUUUGUGAAGUAUGCGCACUUUCUGUAUCUCAUUCGCUAUCUGUUUGUUACACAUUGCUUUGUUUUCAGGUGGAGGUCAUGGGUGUGGCAGGCAUUAUGUGGCCCACAGCUCUACGCUAACUGGUGUCUUAUCCAGGUCAAUGUCCUCCAAUUUAUUUACUAAUGAAGAAUACUAUAUACAGCAGGCACGAGAUUAGUAAGUAAACCUAUCACUGUACCUAAAUGGUCUUCAAAAGCUUAUAGUCUUAGGGUCUGAAAUGUAAGGCUGGAUAUAACAGUAUAUAAUCACAUAUAUAUUUAUAUGUUAAAUUUCCAAAACCGCGCUAAUGUUUGAUCUAUGAAACAAUCAGGACCUACUUUGUCAUUGGUCGCUGACGCUGAAAACGUCUUUCUUGAAAACUUUCGUGGUGAUGUUACUGCAAUCCCAUAAAAACCAAAAUGACAGUUGAAGCCUUGAGCAACUUACUGGCAUUUGCAGUAUUCCUGUUUUUAAUCUCUGCAACCAAGUUGAUGACUGUACUGUUGAAUAUGCAUUUUGUUUCCUUUCUAGUAACUGCAGUGAAGACUGAACAAUAUAUGUUUUCAUAGUUAAUUCUUCAUGUACUUGGUUGAAAGUUUUCAAGGAAUAGUCCUUGGAUGCAAGUAAUUGUACUUGUAUAAAACAAGCAUUGUGUUCUGCAUACAUGUAUUGUUAAUGUCGUUAAAUUGUUUUUCAGGUACCUUGUUUUACUGCCUUUACCUAAAUGAAGCUUAAUUCCUCACUAGAGUUGAGCAGAGACCCGGAGUGCUCUGUUAUAUGUACUACAGAUAUGUAAUGGUGUGGAUGGUGCGCUAAACGCUCACCUUUUGUUGGGUUCGUAUAGCCCAUAGGCAGGUUGAGUGUUCCGAGGUCUGGGUGGAAACAAACCAGUCACCUGACUGCUCUGCAUGAUAAACCGGGCCACCUGUCCUCUAUACGCAAACUUAAGGCCUCGUCUCCUGUAGGUCAUUUCUUUUGAAGCUCUUGACUUUGUGACUGGGUGGAGCAAAUAUGCCACAUUGUUUGUCUUUCAGAGCUCGAUCGUAGCUAAAGUGUACCAUUUAACAUACUUGAGGUUCGUAACAUUAUUCCGAGUCCCUUAAGAGCAAUAAUAAAGGUACAUUGGGAGUUACAUGAAAGAAUUUUCUAUAAAGGUGUUUGUCAUUUGUUUUUUAUCUGCUGUGUUGCAUUAGGCACUGUUUGUUUUUAGCACAGUACUUUUCAAAAAGCCACAAAACAGACCAUUUUUGAUAACUGUACACACAGAUAUAAGAUUUUCUUUAAUCCUUUAGGCUAAAUUGCGUUCAAAUUCACCAAUGUUAGUGUUGUAUAAGAAAUGGCUGAAUAUGAUGUGAACAGAUUUUAAUAUGUAAGAUUUUUCAUGCACUUGGUACAGUAAAAGUUGGCUGUUUAUAUGAUUCCAAGGAUGUGUGUCAAUUCCCAAAGAGUGACUCAGUCAGAGAGGAAGUACCAUUUGCCAUGUGAAUGAGGGAACUUGUUUGUUUAAAUUAAACAAACGGGUCCACUAAUUUCAUUGGACAUGAGGAGAAAGCUUUAUUGGUCAGUCUUCCAAGCCUUUUUCAGGUGUCCUGGCUCACUACACCUGAUUGUGGGGAUUUAUUGGAUGACAUACUUACAAAUCAAUGUGACGCUUGUGUGCGCUUUCAUCUGUCAAACGUGACCAAAUUCUCAAACGUUAACCUGAUCCACACUCAUUUAUUCCUGUAUUGGUUCCAUCUCUGCCUUUCAAAGAAAGUCAUAAUUUAUUUUUAAUAUUAUUGUCACUUCCAUUCAUUGGUCUGUUUAUAAAGAAAUGUAUUUUAUGCGAACCGUUAUUUUAGGCUGCGGCAUUGUAGUUUGAAUGAAUAUGUGAUGUUAAGAUAAUAUAAAUAAAAUUACUGCAAUGGGG